ACCCGACCCCUCCAGGCUGUAAAACGGAAAGGUUCGGAAUUUGCCUCUGCGCCGUCUUUUUUUGCCUGUUACCUGUGACGUCCUUGGAAUUUAUUACUGUUAUCUCCAUUUGAGUUCUAGCUGCUCUUUUUAUAUGAUGGAGUUGAAUCUUUUGCCUAUCAUAUGAUUAUUCUUUUGGCUCUUUACAAUGUAGCUAGGAAAAAUUUGUCUUUGAUGUGAUAUAAUAUCUGAAUCCCUGGAGGAACUACAGUCAUGCAUCGCUGAACAGCAAGGAUAUAUGUUCUGAAAAAUGCAUCAUUAGUCUAUACCAUAAUCUAUAACAGUGGUACCAGUGGCCCCGGUAGUUAAUAUCACAGUCAUGAAGACUCACAGCCUAUUGUAGCUAGCAAGAGGGAAUCCAUGACUCCUCUGGGAAGAAAGGUGAUCAUCUUUUCUUUGACAUUGGAAGCAGAAUCUGAAACUUUCUGAGGAGAGCAUUUGAGCUUCAGAUUUCUAACAGCCUCUUUGCAACAAAAUAGACCAGUAGCUGAAGGCAACUGCAAUCCUUCAUGAUGUUUCCCUUGGCCAGAAAUGCACUAAGCAGUCUCAAGAUUCAAAGCAUUCUGCAAAGCAUGGCAAGACAUAGCCAUGUAAAACACUCACCAGAUUUUCAUGAUAAAUAUGGUAAUGCUGUGCUAGCCAGUGGAACUGCUUUCUGUGUUGCUACAUGGGUGUUUACAGCCACUCAGAUUGGAAUAGAAUGGAACCUAUCCCCUGUUGGCAGAGUUACCCCAAAAGAGUGGAAACAUCAGUAACCAUCACAGUUGCUGUAAUGACAGAAUUGUUUAAAAAACCAACUUGUCAUGUAAGCACUCUACUGCUUAUUAAAAUAUAGCACAAUUGAAAAAAUAAAAUGUGUUUUAAAUCUUUAAAAA
Molecule: messenger RNA, 914 nt
Organism: Homo sapiens (human)
Lineage: Eukaryota; Metazoa; Chordata; Mammalia; Primates; Hominidae
Gene: COX7B2
Product: cytochrome c oxidase subunit 7B2
Exons: 6
Coding region: 549-794 (81 amino acids)
Biological process (GO): oxidative phosphorylation; mitochondrial electron transport, cytochrome c to oxygen
Cellular component (GO): mitochondrial inner membrane; respiratory chain complex IV
Source: RefSeq, a predicted model, not a curated record